This is a messenger RNA of Gloeophyllum trabeum ATCC 11539, 966 nucleotides long. RefSeq lists its product as uncharacterized. The record is from RefSeq and is a predicted model, not a curated record. The coding region runs from base 1 to 966 and encodes 321 amino acids. The transcript has 4 exons. Lineage: Eukaryota; Fungi; Basidiomycota; Agaricomycetes; Gloeophyllales; Gloeophyllaceae.
AUGCCCUCGGGAUCGUCUAAUCCCGGGCUGUCGACUUACCCCACACCCAUAUCACAAAUGUCGUAUAGCCAAGGUGCUCCAUCGUCGGCAUCGUCUAGUCCAUCGACAUCUCCAGAUGAAUUUCUCCCCAGUAGCGUGGCGAGUGAAGGUGAAGUGCCUAUCUACCCCAGUGGAGAUACACCGUCGAUUUGGCCGACUGAAGAGACAGACCUUCUCUUUCGUGACAUCGCGGGCAAGCUGACGUCCCCAACGAACGGGUACGAUGUACCUUUGCAGGAGGGGCCAGCUUUAGAGGGUGUGCAUUUGGCAGCCUAUGUCGGAUUCGGAGGAGCAGGAUUCGGAAGGAACGGUGAGCCAUUGGGGACGCUCACAGAGCCCGCAUAUACUUCAGACAAAUCUUUCCUCGGGGGCAUGAUGAGCGGAGUAGCGUCCACGAUGGACGGAUACAACAUACCUUUGGACCACGAAGCGGCGGAAGGAUACGACGCACCCGUUGAGAGCGGAGCAGUGUUAUUGGUAGAUGCUUGGGACAUGCCUUUGGCGAACGAGCUAGCUCCAGGAGGUGCCAACUCGUUGGCCUACGCGUGGCCCCAUGAGAGACUCGGCCAAGGCGAGAAUGAGCUGAAUGGAGCAGUAGUAGAGGUCCCACUUGCCCACAGAUGGGCCCUCACAAACCUGUAUGAGAUGCCUCUCGAGGGGUGGCCAAAUGCGAACGGUGGUCAUCUGUCCACCCAAGCAUGGUCCGAGGAGACACUGUAUCACGGUGGCAAUAUGCUCUACGCAGCUCAGACAGGGCCCAUCGUUAGCGUGGGCUUACCCUCCGUAAACUCACCUGUUUCACGGAACUGGUCCGGUUUAACUAGCUCGGGUCCGUACAUGUAUGAGACUGGACAGACCCUAUAUGAAGGAGCUAUCCAGGUAACUGUCCGAUUCACCUUCAUCCGCGCCUCGGCUCUCGGGAUAUAG